AACUAAGUAACCAAACCCCUUGUUAGAUUUGUCAAUAAUCUUGGGUAUUCAUUCAUUUUUACUAAUUUGCCCCUGAUAGAUUUACCCAUCCAAUGGGAAAAAGGAGAUGGUAUUGGAGGGCAAAAUGAGAAAAAAAAAAAAACAUGAAAGUGUUAAUUUUUUAAAAACAUGAUUAGAUCGCUCCCCACCUUCUCUUUUAUUCUAACACAGGCAGUAACAGAGGCAGCAUCAUCAUCACCGUCGUCAUAAUCAAACCUAAAGAGUCAAAGCCCGAGACCCUUCUCCUCCUCCUGUUCACUCUGUACAUACCCUCAUUCUUUUCGCUUGCUACACAGAUUUUUCUCGUUCUCUUCGAAUCCUUACUUGCUUAAAGGUACGGCUUCUUGUAGUGGUUUGAUGUUGGGAGCAGUAUGCCGGUGACAGUUUGGAGAAAUGCAAAGGUAUCAUGCUCCCAGCUGCACUGGUGCAGUUAAUAAUAAUCCAAUUGGUGGGGCAUCUGUUAGGGAUAAUGGCAGGGCUGACUCGUCUUCAUUGCCAGCUAAUUUCUCUAUUAAUUCUAGGCGGCCUCCUCCACUGACUGCAUACAAGUUAAAGUGUGAUAAAGAUCCCUUGAAUUCUCGACUUGGUCCCCCCGACUUUCAUCCCCAGAUUCCAAAUUGCCCCGAGGAAACACUUACCAGGGAAUAUGUGCAGUCUGGAUACAGGGAGACAAUCGAGGGACUUGAGGAAGCUAGAGAGAUUUUACUGACUCAGGUUCAAGUCUUUACUAAGCCUAUUGUGAUAAGAUGCAGAGAGGCAAUCAGAAAAUGUCUGCGGGCCAUUAAUGAGUCUCGUGCUCAGAAGCGUAAGGCUGGUCAAGUCUAUGGUGUGCCUCUUUCUGGGUCAUUAUUAACUAAGCCUGGUGUCUUUCCUGAGCAAAGGGCUUGCAGUGAAGACUUCAAGAAGAAAUGGAUUGAGGGUUUAUCACAACCACACAAGCGAUUGCGAUCUUUGGCCGAUCAGGUGCCUCAUGGUCACAGGAGGAAAUCCCUUUUUGAAGUUCUUAUCAGGAAUAAUGUUCCAUUACUAAGAGCAACUUGGUUUAUCAAAGUAACUUACCUCAAUCAGGUUCGUCCUAGUUCUGCUAGUAUUUCAUCAGGCACACCUGAUAAAACUCAGUUGUCACGGGCAGAGGUUUGGACAAAAGAUGUUGUUGAGUACUUGCAGAUACUACUGGAUGAAUUUUUCUCCAGAAAUAAUUCCUAUUCUGCUCCGCACACUAAAGCUAGAUCGCCUCAAAUGCUAUAUGCUGGGUCAGUGCAGCACAGGAGUGAUCCUGCACCGGUGUUUAUUGAUGGUGAGGAGCCUUCCCUACAUUUUAAGUGGUGGUAUGUAGUACGGCUCUUACAUUGGCACCAUGCUGAAGGACUACUUCUUCCUUCUGUAAUUAUUGAUUGGGUUCUUAGUCAAUUGCAGGAAAAGGAUGUACUUGAGAUUUUGCAGAUGCUGUUACCGAUCAUAUAUGGUGUUUUAGAUACCAUUGUUUUAUCUCAAACUUAUGUACGCACUCUUGCGGGAAUAGUAGUUCGUUACAUUUGUGAACCUUCUCCAGGUGGAUCAGAUCUGGUAGAUAAUUCUCGAAGGGCUUAUACAACAGCUGCUCUAAUUGAGAUGCUUCGAUAUUUGAUUUUGGCUGUACCAGAUACAUUUGUUGCUUUGGAUUGCUUCCCUUUACCACCAAGCGUAUUGUCUUAUGCAGUAAAUGAUGGGGCUUUUGUGUCGAAGGUAUCUGAGGAGGCAAGAAAGACCAAAGAUAAUUCAGCUGGAGUUGUUGGUAUGUUCAGAAAUAAAGGUCUUGAUGCUCAAUACCAGUCCUUAUCCUUUGAUCAGGUUGUUUCAUCCAUCAAGAAACAGGCAGAUAAUCUAGCAAAGGCAUCUUGUCCUGGCUAUCUGGUUCAUAGUGUAGCAAAAGCUUUACAAGCAUUGGAUAAAGUGCUUUUGCAGGGAGACGUUAGAGAGGCUUAUAGUUUUCUAUUUGAAAAUUUUUGUGAUGGAGCUGUCGAUGAAGGUUGGAUCGAAGAAGUUAGUCCUCUCCUAAGAUCAUCACUGAAAUGGAUUGGAACUGUGAACUUGUCAUUUAUUUGUUCUGUAUUUUUCCUAUGUGAGUGGGCAACAUGUGACUAUAGGGAUUUUCGGGCUGCUUCACCUCUUGAUCUGAAGUUCACUGGGAAAAAGGAUUUUUCUCAGAUUAAUAUUGCAAGUCGCCUUCUUAAGUUAAAGAUGAGAGAUUUGCAAAGUAAGUCUCGACGGAAGAAUGACAAAUCCCUUGGAAUCAAUAGUCUUGCCAAAGGUCUCAGUCAGCAUAAUUAUGUUGGCAGGGUUCCUGCAGGAAAUGGGUAUGAAAAUAAGGAUAACUCAAAAAAAGUGACCAGAAAAAAUGCUAAUUCGUCAGAUUUAUUUGAGAGCCCGGGUCCUUUACAUGAUAUCAUAGUGUGUUGGAUUGAUCAACAUGAAGUUCAAAAAGGAGAAGGUUUGAAGCGUCUUCAGCUGCUGAUAGUGGAACUCAUACGAUCUGGGAUUUUUUACCCCCAUUCAUAUGUAAGGCAGCUGAUAAUUAGUGGAAUUAUGGAUACAAGUGGGCCUUUAGAUGACCAUAACAAAUGGAAGAGACAUUAUCAAAUUUUGAAACAACUGCCUGGGCUCUUCAUCCAUGAUGUUCUGGAAGAGGCAAGGAUUGCAGAAAGGUCAGAACUUUUGGAGGCCAUGCACGUUUACUCAAAUGAACGCCGUCUUCUCCUACGAGGGGUCCUUUGUGAGCAAUAUCAAAAUUCAUCCAAAUCAAAUAUAUCAAUGCAGAAGCAAAAGCAUCAUCUAACCUCUGUAAAGGAUGGUGGUUCCACAGCUUCUUUUGAUCAGUUUAAAAUUUUCCAGUCCUGUUCAGAUACUUUGACUUCUAAAAAGGUCAAGUCCAAUGCCGAUAUUGGGGAACUGAAGGCUUCCAUUUUAUUGCUGUUACAGAUUCCUAACCUGUCCACAUCUUCAGACAUGGGACUGGAUGAAUCUCAGGGGAGUGUUAAGAGGGCUGCGGAGUCAAUAUCCAACAAAAUGGAUUUAGUAGAAGGUACACCAGGGUGCGAGGAUUGUAGAAGGGCAAAGAGACAAAAGUUAAAUGAAGAAAAGAGCUUUUGUUUUCAGGGUCAUUCUCCAAUAUCAGAUGAUGAAGAUACAUGGUGGAUGCGGAAGGGGCCCAAAUCCUUAGAUUCUUCCAAAGUUGAUCUACCACAGAAGUCAUGCAAACAGGUCUCCAAGGGUAGGCAAAAGGUUGUGCGUAAAAGUCUAGCUCAGUUAACAGCUGCUAGGAUUGAGGGUAGCCAGGGAGCUUCUACAAGUCAUGUAUGUGAUAACAGGGUUGGUUGCCCUCAUCAUAGAAAUGGAACAGAAGGAGAUACUCUCAAGUCAGUGGAUGGAAUCAGAACAUUGCAUGGUGGAGAUAUUGUUUCAAUUGCAAAAGCUUUAAAGCAACUGCGUUUUCUAGAGAAGAGAUCCAUUACUGUUUGGUUGGUAACUAUUGUUAAACAGCUUGUUGAGGAGACUGAAAGGAAUGUUGCCAAGGCCAACCAGUUCGCUAGGCCUUUUGUUUCUGCUGAUGAUAGAAGCUCCAUUCGAUGGAAGCUUGGUGAGGAUGAGCUCUCUGUUGUAUUGUAUUUAAUGGAUGUUUGUAAUGAUUUAGUUUCUGCAUCCAAGUUAUUGCUUUGGUUGUUGCCGAAGGUAGUCAGCAAUCCCAGUCCUACAAUCCAUAGUGGGAGGAACAUUAUGAUGCUGCCAAGAAAUGUGGAGAACCAUGCAUGUGAAGUGGGAGAGGCAUUUUUGUUAUCAUGCCUCCGAAGGUACGAGAACAUACUUGUUGCAACAGACCUUAUUCCUGAAGUCUUGACAGCUGCAAUGCAACGUGUUGCAGCACUACUGGCUUCUGGUGGCAGGGUUUUAGGUUCAGCAGUCUUAACUUAUACUCGGCAUUUGUUGAAGAAAUAUGCCAAUGUGCCGAGUGUCUUUGAAUGGAAUAAGAGUUUCAAAUCAACUUGUGAUAAGAGACUUCUUUCUGAACUUGAACCUAGUCGAUCACUGGAUGGAGAGUUUGGAUUUUCACUUGGAGUUCCAGCAGGAGUUGAAGAUCUUGAUGAUUUUCUUCGUCAAAAGAUGAGUGGUAAUCGGAUGACUAGAGCUGGUAUCAGCAUGAAAGAUAUAGUUCAAAGGCACAUUGAUGAUUCUUUUCACUAUUUCUUUGGUAAGGAGAGAAAGUUCUUUGGUGCUGGUACACAAAAAGGUCCUGGAUAUGAAAAAUCUGAUGAUGGUUACCAGAUAGCUCAACAAAUAAUUGUGGGAUUGCUGGAUUGCUUUAGACAGACUGGCGGUGCUGCUCAAGAAGGUGACCCUUCUUUGGUCUCUUCUGCCGUAUCUGCUAUAGUCAAUAAUAUUGGACCAACUAUAGCAAAAAUGCCUGAUUUUGCAGUGGUUUAUAACCAUUCGAAUUCUUCAUCUGCUAUGGCUUCAUUAAGUAUUGCUAGACGUAUUUUGCGUAUCCAUAUAAGCUGCAUCUGUCUGCUUAAGGAAGCCCUUGGAGAACGUCAGAGCCGGGUUUUUGAGAUAGCUCUUGCAACAGAAGCCUUUUCUGCUCUUGCUACAGCUUUUGCUCCAGGAAAGGCUUCUCGAAGUCAGUUUCAACUGUCUCCUGAAGAUUCCAAUGUGAACAAUGAUAUGUUGAACAAUUCUGCAAGAUCUGGAAGGGUAACAAAAAUUGCUGCUGCAGUCUCUGCUCUUGUUGUUGGGGCUGUUAUUCAUGGUGUUACAAGCUUGGAGAGAAUGGUAAAUGUCUUCAGAUUAAAGGAAGGGUUAGAUGUAAUUCAAUUUAUAAGGAGCACAAAAUCCAAUUCAAAUGGAAACACGCGUUCUACUCCAGGUUUUAAGGUGGAUAACUCGAUUGAAGUUUAUGUGCAUUUGUUUAGGCUGCUUGUUGGGAAUUGCAGAACUUUAUUUGAUGGUUUAAUUGUGGAACUCCUGGGCGAACCAUCUAUAGUCGCUCUUUCAAGGAUGCAGCGAAUGCUCCCUCUUAGUUUGGUAUUUCCACCUGCCUAUUCUAUAUUUGCGUUUGUUAUAUGGAGACAAAUUAUUCUUAGCAAAGAUCUUGCAAACCGUGAAGACAUAAAUCAAUUGUAUCAAUCUUUGACAACGGCCAUAGGUGAUGCCAUAAAGCACCAUCCUUUUCGGGAUGUAUGCUUAAGAGACAGUCAAGGCUUUUAUGAUAUUGUAGCUGCAGAUGCCAGUGAUGCUGAGUUUGCUGCCAUGUUAAGUGGUUUGGACAUGCACUCUAAAUCUGCAGCAUUUGUUCCCCUUCGUGGAAGGCUGUUUUUAGAUGCCAUCAUUGAUUGUAAAAUGCCUGAGUCUGUGUCCACUCAGGAUAACAGCAAUCGAGUUUCUGGACUUGGUGGAUCUAAAGGGCAACAUUCAGAGAGCGAAACAAAGCUUCUGGAUAAGAUUGUGAAUGUAUUGGAUACUCUGCAACCUGCAAAGUUCCAUUGGCAGUGGGUUGAACUUAGGUUACUUUUAAAUGAACAAGCCCUUGUUGAAAAGCUUGAGGCCCAUGAUAUGUCUCUAGCAGAUGCUAUCCGUUCAUCCUCAACUGGUCCUGUAAAAGACGCUGCUUCUGAAAAUGAGAAUAAUUUCAUUGUGAUCAUCCUCACAAGAUUAUUGGUCAGACCUGAUGCUGCACCCCUUUUCUCGGAGUUGGUUCAUCUUUUUGGUAGGUCACUGGAAGAUUCAAUGCUAUUGCAGGCUAAAUGGUUCUUAGCAGGCCAAGAUGUUCUUUUGGGACGAAAAACUAUUAGACAACGUCUUAUUAAUAUUGCAGAGAGUAAAUGUCUUUCAACUAAGGCUCGGUUUUGGAAGCCAUGGGGCUGGUCAGGUUUUGAUCCUCUGACAAGCGGAGGAGAGAAAAAGAAGUUUGAGGUCACCUCCCUUGAAGAAGGGGAGGUUGUUGAAGAUGGCACAGGCACAAAAAGAUCUGGAAAAGGAUCAACUCAAAUGUUUAAUUCUGAAGGGUUCAGCAUGAGCCAACAGUACAGAACUGAAAGGGCUCUCAUUGAAUUAGUUCUUCCCUGCAUAGAUCAAGGUUCUGAUGAGUCACGCAAUACAUUUGCAAGUGAUUUGAUUAAGCAGUUGAAUAAUAUUGAGCAACAUAUAAAUACAGUUACUCGCGGUGCAAGCAAGCAGGCAGGAUCAAGUUCUUCUGGGCUGGAAGGUCCUGCAAAUAAGGGUAGCAACCGCAAAGUUAUGAGAGGUGGUAGUCCUGGAAUGAACAGACGGACAGCAGGAGCUGCUGAUUCUGCUCUGCCAUCCCCUGCAGCCUUGAGAGCUUCCAUGUCAUUGCGGUUGCAAUUAUUGCUGAGAUUGCUUCCUAUCAUAUGCGCAGAUGGGGAGCCAUCUGGCCGGAACAUGAGGCACAUGCUUGCAUCUGUCAUGCUUCGCCUCCUUGGUAAUCGUGUUGUGUACGAGGAUGCAGACCUAUCAUUCUCUCCAGUGCAAAGUUCUCAAUCUAAGAUGGAGGUUGAGUCUCCAUUGGAAACUGUGUCUGUGGAUUUGUCUGGUGAAAGUCUCUUUGAUCGGCUACUGUUGGUCUUGCACGGUUUGUUAAGUAACAGCCAGCCAAGUUGGUUGAAGCCAAGGUCUCCCUCCAAGUUAAUGAGUGAUUUUUCUAAGGACUCUGCUGGACUUGAUCGUGAGGUGGUGGAGAGUUUACAGAAUGACUUAGAUCGCAUGCAGCUGCCAGGCUCUAUUCGGUGGCGCAUCCAAGCUGCAAUGCCAGUUCUUCCUCCUUCAGUAAGAUGGUCCAUCUCUUGCCAUCUACCAUCUGUUCCUGUUGCUGCUGUUGCUUCACUUCAACCUAGUAUCGCAUAUUCUGGAUUUUACACUGGAAACCCAUCGCAGAAAAGUCCUCUACCUUUGGCACGAAUGACAACAAAUGCGCCAGGGAAGUCCAAGCCAUUGCCAUUGCCAUUGCAACCGGAAAAUGAUAUGGAAAUUGACCCAUGGACUCUUUUGGAAGAUGGCGCAGGAUCAGGUCCAUCUUCAAGCAACUCUGCUGUGAUUGGCAGUGGUGACCAUUCUAAUCUUCGGGCCUCCAGCUGGCUUAAAGGGACUGUAAGGGUCAGGAGGACUGACCUUACUUAUAUUGGUGCUGUAGAUGAUGACAGCUGAUUCAAGUUAACUUUCAUUCUUGAUUUGGCCUGGAGUGAACAAUUCCCUCAACAGGUAACGUUUUUGUUUAUCAUGCAUAUUUGGCAUCAAGGUUCCCCCUUGUUCUUGCCAUACCUGCCUUUGAUGGCAAAGGGUGCUGUUGGGAGGGACAUUCUUAUUGGGGCAUGUGGUCCUUGUGAAGGUAGUGAAAGAAAUAUGCUCUUACACAGCAUGCCCUGCCAGGUCUUGGGCCCACUUGACUACUAACAUUUUGAUCACUGCCUGUCUGGACUGUGUACUCCAGGUGCAGUUCGGAGACUUCUUGUAUAUAUAGAGAGAAUUUUUUAACUUUGCUGAUUCAUCAGGGUCAAAUAUCUUAAGAAUGAUUUGUAGCUGUUUCAUGUGCAUUAAUCUGUUGUUGCAUUCACUGUCUGUCUCUCUGCUCUGUGUCUCUUGAAUGUGUGUGGAUGCACACUGAUGUGAAUGCCAGUAACGGUUCAAUACAUGAAUAUAUGGCAAUGUUCACAGUGGCAUGUGCAGUCCAUUAGUUUAUUAUCUUCUGCGGUAGUUUUAGGGCAUUGUUGAUUUAUCAAAUACCACAUCACCCCCCAACGUGUUGUUUGAUAUUGGCCUACUUCUGUAAUUAAUUGAUAUAUGGGCUAUGGGUCUCAUUGAAAUUAAAAUGAAUUCUACUUUACAACA
Hevea brasiliensis (rubber tree) is the source of this 7911-nucleotide messenger RNA. Its product is annotated as mediator of RNA polymerase II transcription subunit 12. Gene Ontology annotation, biological process: regulation of transcription by RNA polymerase II. Gene Ontology annotation, cellular component: mediator complex. The transcript has 13 exons. The record is from RefSeq and is a predicted model, not a curated record. Bases 433 to 7230 code for a protein of 2265 amino acids. Gene Ontology annotation, molecular function: transcription coregulator activity. NCBI's taxonomy places the organism in Eukaryota, Viridiplantae, Streptophyta, Magnoliopsida, Malpighiales, Euphorbiaceae.